UUUUUUGCUUUGCUUGUUAUUCUGUCCCCCCUCAAGUAGCUGCAGGAGGUCACCACAGACGCGCUGCGCGGUGUGCUAGCUCUCUGUGCGUUAAUCGGCACGUCGGGGCCUGAUUAACCACAAGAUGCCAGCGGCCGCAAUGGAGUCGUUCUGUUGCGCUACGGCUAAUAGUAAACAAUGUCUGAUCGUGUUAUUUCAUUAAAGUUAGCUCUAGGUUGGGCCUAACGUCAGUUCAUUGAGCGCGAUCUGCGUCUGUUGAGGCAACUUCUAACGCCGGGAAGUUGAAUCUGCUCGUAAAUAGCAGAACUUUGCCAGGAGGAUCCUACGCGACUGGACCCGAGGCUGAAAGAUAAAACGAGCAAAGGGUGCGACUACAACAAGAGCCCCCACACCUACAGGGGCCCAAACCCCCCCACACACUUCACUGUGCCCCACUAAGUUAAUAAGAAAUGAUGGAGGACUCUCAUUUUAAUUCAUCGUAUUUCUGGUCCCCCAUCCCUGUACCAGGACAGAUUGAGAAUGCCAUGUUCCUUAACAAGGUGAAGGAGCAACAGGAAAAGAAUGCCUCCUUCUCUUCUUCAACUGCAUCCCACUACCAAACGGCUCUCCUCACCAUUCCAACUCCGGGGGGCAAGGCAGAUGGCGGCGGGCAGGUGGGCAGCGUGGCACACCUCCACCCUGCCCACAGCACCCAGAACAUGCUGUCCGUCCCCUCCACAGGCAUCAUGACGGCAGCGGGUCUGGUCAUCACAACUCCUCAGGGAACACUAGUCUCUCCCACCUGCUCUCAGUCAUUUGUCUCUGGUCAUCCAGCAACGACCAUGAUUGUUUCCGCCCUCCACUCUGCAGACAGGAAAGAAGGGGACGGGGCCCACGUGGUUGUGAUGCCAGCGCCCUCCAAACGAGGCAGAAAGAAGAAGACCACAACACUGUCUAGGAUCGGCCCUGUUGGACCAGGAAAUGAAACGCUGAUACUGGCUCAUCUGACAGCUGGUGGCCAGGUGGCAUCUUUGCAGCAUCAUACUGGAGACCCAUAUGAUCUGUCAAAUGAAGAUGAAGAUCACGGCCAGAAAGACAGCACCAAGACAUACAGGUGCCGGAUGUGUGCGGCGACCUUCCUCAGUAAGUCUGACAUGCAGAUCCACUCCAAGUCGCACACAGAGGCCAAACCUCACAAGUGUCCUCACUGCGCCAAGUCAUUCGCCAACUCCAGCUACCUGGCUCAGCACAUCCGCAUCCACAGCGGGGCCAAGCCUUACACCUGCUCCUACUGCCAGAAAUCUUUCAGGCAGCUCAGUCAUUUACAGCAGCACACACGGAACCACACAGAGUCAAAGCCUCAUAAGUGUCCCCAUUGUACCAAGUCAUUUGCCAACUCCAGCUACUUGGCCCAACAUGUGCGCAUCCAUACCGGCGUGAAACCCUACACCUGCUCCUACUGCCAAAAGCACUUCAGACAGCUCAGUCAUCUUCAGCAGCACAAUCGGAUUCACACUGGAGAUCGGCCAUACAAGUGUAUCCAUCCAGGCUGUGAGAAAUCCUUCACCCAACUCUCAAAUUUACAGUCCCACCGGCGUCAACACAACAAGGACAAGCCCUACAAGUGCACCAACUGCAAUAAAGGAUACGUAGAUGCAGCCAGCCUGGAGGUGCACAUGUCUACGCACACAGUCAAGCAUGCAAGGAUCUACUCGUGUGGUCUCUGCAACCGCACUUAUACCUCUGAGACAUAUCUGGUAAAACACAUGGAGAAACACAACCCAGACCAGCUGUCUGCAUCAGCAGCACAGGCAACACAACAGAACCAAAGCCAGGGUCCGGGUCAGAGCCGGCUAGACGGCGCUGACGGGGGAUCAAGCCGACCCGGGGGUGCCGGAAACGGAGGAACGGGCGGAGGCCAGCAGGGACAGAGCCAGGGCAACUAUGUCCAGACAGAAACCAUUUCCUGUCCAUUUGACCUGAACCAGUAUAAAACCGUGUCGGCCAGUGACAUCCAGUACAAACCUGUCAGCGUAGCUGACAUAACUUCCCACAAGGACCUCUGUCUCACUGUGUCAGCAUCCACCAUUCAAGUGGAGCACCUUAACUCUUAGAGGUGACAAAUAAGGGAAGUUUGGGGAGUGCUGAAGGUGAAAUUAAUUCAAGAAAUUGAGGUUUGAAAGUCAAAGAAUAAAAGCAAUACUAAGGUGAUACAAGAACUUAGGAACACGUGACUGUGCCUAAACUGUGGUUUGAGGAAGACGGGACAAACAAUAUGGGGACACCAUAAACAGAAGACGAUCAUUUUUAUUUUGUUUAGUCACUCAUUUUUUUCUGCCCUGUUUGAUUAGUUUUCCUUUUUACUAAGCUGUUAUGUCUGAGUCAAAGGUGCAUGUAAAGGCAAUAAAGUAUGUUUCAUUCCAUCACAGUGAUGGUUUUAUAAUAGGAAGGGAGUCAAAGUGCUUCUCUUCCUUGUUUUAUCACCUCCUGCUCUUCCCAACAAAUGCAGCGUUGGCUAUAGCAGUUUAGGGUCGCAUUCUUGAUGAAAUUGAAAGACUGAAGGUACCAUUUUAUACUUUCAUGCAGAGACUUUCAGUUUUCACUUGUCACUAUGUUUGUAAAAUAUUUGCCUGCAAUUCUUUCAACCUUAAAAGGGACAAAGAGGAAAUUCCUUUUAAGGAAAGAGAACAGUCAAUCAAGUUUAUAUAGAUAUAAUGUAUAUACAACAAGUUCAUAAUGUAUGAUUGUGUGAUUAAAGGAUGUGAUGAUCCAUAUAACCUAUUUAGACCCAUUCGCAGGCCUUCACAUGACCUUUGGGGAAAUGAUGAGCCAGUUCACUUUUCAUGUAAUCUUAUUGUACUGCUUUGUGUGUAUGUCCUAAAAGAAAUGUUAUCCAAAUGUGCUCUUGCUAUUAUACUUCCAUGAUAAUUAUGUUUAUAAUGCGUCUUUAUAGACAUACUGACGCAUCUGAAUUUUGUCUUUUUUCAGCUUAUGAUACAAUAAACCGUCUGAUAUCUUUCUCA
Messenger RNA from Pungitius pungitius (ninespine stickleback), 3002 nucleotides. RefSeq names its product zinc finger protein 384 b (gene znf384b). Lineage: Eukaryota; Metazoa; Chordata; Actinopteri; Perciformes; Gasterosteidae. The record is from RefSeq and is a predicted model, not a curated record. The coding region runs from base 450 to 2093 and encodes 547 amino acids. Gene Ontology annotation, molecular function: DNA-binding transcription factor activity, RNA polymerase II-specific; RNA polymerase II cis-regulatory region sequence-specific DNA binding. The transcript is spliced from 12 exons. Gene Ontology annotation, biological process: regulation of transcription by RNA polymerase II. Gene Ontology annotation, cellular component: nucleus.